AGGGGGAUCCGUGGACGCGGCCGGCCCGGGAUGGCGCUGGCGCGGCCACAGUGGGGGACGAGGCAGGGCACACGGCGCUCCCCGGGGUCGGCCUCCCUCCCAGCGCACGGGCGGUCGGAGGAACUGGAGCCCCCACCCUGGACACGGUCCCGCGGGCGAAGGCUUCUCCCCGAGCGCGCCCUUCCUCCAGGGGUCCCGGGUGGGUUUCUCCCCGUCGCCCUGGUCCGGCCUCCCUGCCCCCCGCCGGCCGAGGCCGCUGUCCCACGCGCUGGGUCCCGUUGGCGCCGGGGCCUCCUCGGGCGGCCUGGCUGCGGCCUCCGGGUGGAGGCGCCUCGGUGGCCACCGCGUCCCCGGGGGGGGCCUCGCGGACGGGGGCGCAGGGCUGCGGGGAGGAGGCGGGCGGGCCCCUCGGGCGGCACUGCGGGGCGGGCCCCUCGGGCGACACUGCGGGGCGGGCCCCUCGGGCGACACUGCGGGGCGGGCGGCGCGAAGCCCGGACUCAGCGGUUUCCUGGGCAACCGGCCUCCUCCGGCGCGGCCCGCGCGGCUCCAGGUGGCGGGAGGCGGCGGUUGGCGGGAAGGGCCGCGCGGGCCCGGGGGCGGCGCCUCAGGUCCUGGAAGCACCGCAAGCAGACGACCUGCUUCUCACUGGGCUCAGGCAGGGUCACCCGCCCAGUGCCGCUUGCUGCAAAUUGCUUUACAUACAGUGACCCAAACAGCAAGUAAUUUCAGGGCCCCACCACUCUGAUUGGAAGUCAUAAGCUUGACAACUGAUUGGCCUCUGUCACCCAAGCGGGUGUGGGGACACUAGGCCCGCAGGUGCCACUGGAAGCGGCGUUCAGAAGCACUGCGGUGCUCCAGCUCCUGGAUGCAGGCCUGAGGCCUGAGAUGUCCAGGAAGAAAGACCCAGAAAUGAGGGAUGGUGUGGGUGGGAUUCCUGAGCGUUCUGCUAGGCCUGCUGAGCACUUCUUGGCCUUUUCCAUAAGGCUUUCUCACUCUAUCUUACAGAUAUCUCCCCACAAACCUAAACAAUUUCGAGAGGGACUUGUGUUCUGCAACCAGUCACAGAAUAUCAGGUGAGCUGGGCGUGUCUUCACUGACCCACCCGCCCAGGGAUGCUGCACUCCUCUCCACCCUGCUCAGAAUCACUAGAAUGACCGUUCUGGGGCUACAGCCCUAAAAGAGCUACUAAAAAGACCAGAAGUAGUAUGAGAACUUAUGAAUACAAAUAUAAAUAAAGGACAUCUGGAGAACAUG
This is a messenger RNA of Gorilla gorilla gorilla (western lowland gorilla), 1256 nucleotides long. RefSeq names its product spidroin-2-like. NCBI's taxonomy places the organism in Eukaryota, Metazoa, Chordata, Mammalia, Primates, Hominidae. The coding region runs from base 31 to 747 and encodes 238 amino acids. The transcript is spliced from 2 exons. The record is from RefSeq and is a predicted model, not a curated record.